UCAACUGCAUCCGCAUCUUCCUCUUCUAGGAACAAAAUGCUUACCCUGCAGCGUGCAAAACAGGUUUUGGAACGCAAAUUCGGGCAUAGGGAGUUCCGCUCGAGACAACAGGACGUCAUCAUGGCAGCUUUAGAUGGCAGAGAUGUACUCACAGUGAUGCCCACGGGAGCCGGUAAAAGUCUAUGUUAUCAGUUGCCGGCAGUCGUAGCAGGCGAGGAGCCGUUGGCGGGUAGAACAAGUGACCAACCGAGCAAAGUAGCUUUUGUGGUAUCGCCAUUAAAGAGCCUGAUGAAGGAUCAAGUCGACGAUUUGCAAAGAAAGGGCAUAGCUGCAGAAUGGUUUCAUGUUACGGCUACUCAGUACUGUACCAGAGUUAACUAAUUUGUUUCCAGCUACGUCGGAUUCCAAGUACGUAGGGGUAGACUGGGGAAGAGAAUUGGCGUUCUAACUUACUACUUCUCUAUGAUGUCGAAGAUGAGUAGAAGUGUAUAAGUACAUAUUAUAGUGUUGUACUCACCACAACUACAACAAGGCCUUCGAAACAGCGCUAAUCUUCGCGAAAUGCAGUGGAGCCAGGAGAGGACCAUACUGGAAAAUCUGGAAGCUUUAGCCACAGGCAACGGCGCUGCCCGUGUCCCCUAUUUGGUUUAUCUGUCUCCGGAAAAACUGCUAGCUGCUUUUGAGCGCGUCGCCAAUCCCUCUUUUAUUUCCUUUAAGGGCGUGCUAGACGCGUUAUACCGAAGUCAGAAGAUCAGCUUCUUUGUCGUGGAUGAGGCCCAUUGCGUCAGCAACUGGGGACUGGACUUUAGACCAGAAUAUCGACAAUUGCCUGUUUUGAGGAGGCAUUAUUAUGGCGCCAGGACCUUACUUCUAGUUCUAUUUUUGCCGAGGCACUGUAUUGGUCUAAGAAGAGAGGGGUUUUGAGCAUGAUACGCCUACGAUGAGCUGUCCUACUUCGAUAUUAUGUUAAUGGUUGUCUUUGUGGUCAAUUGCCGUGGUCACCUCCUCCACUUUUUAGCACUCUAAUUCCUUCCCCAAGUCCCUAUUCUUGCCUGUACAGCAAGCGCGACACGACAUUGCAGAGACGACAUUGCUUCUGUGUUGUUCCAAAACCGUGGAAGCUUGUCAAUUUUUGUCGACAGCUUUGACCGUAAGAAUUUGUCGCUGAUAGUACGGCCAAAGGAAGCAAACCUGACGAAAACGAAUGCGGACACGUUUUUUCGUGGCAUCGUGGACGUCAUGCGCGAGUCUUUAGAAAUAGACGCGAGACGGAAUCGCGGAGGAGCAAAUUCUGGUGGGAGUUUUUAUGACGCUGAGGCUUAUGAUUACUGAGAUCGAAGAGGCGACCCCUUGAGAGAACAGGGGAAAACGAAGGGAAAGGGGAGAGCUUUGAAGGGGGUCCCUUCCGUUCGGAGUCAGUGACCCUUGAAUGCUGAGCUUUAAUAUGAUCAAUUCCAAAGGUAAUCCAAACUCCACCGGUAAAUCUGAACCCAAACAUCUCACGUCUCUAAUCCCUACCGCCGAUGGCAAACUUGGGCGCUUGCAUUCUCUACGUGCUAUCGAAAGCGGAGUGUGAUACAAUAGCCAAGGGGCUACGGUCUCUGAAAGUGAAGGCGCAACCUUAUCACGCGGGGCUACCAUCGGAAACCAGGAAAGCAAAUCAAGAUUAUGAAAGGAAAAGCGUGAGUCUAGAACGUGAAUCUCUUCGAGCACCACGGACUCCUCAACAUGGGAUUCCGUAUUGAAAACUCCAUGUAAUUUACAACUACAGGCCUUGAAAUUCGAAGAACCGGCCUUUACUUUUUCUAUCCCUUGUUCAACAAAGAUUACACCUCGUCCUCCAAUUAUAAGUCUACAAAAUUACUCUUGUUUUUCUAUCCCUUGUUGUUAUAACUACAGACGAAGCAACCACACCCAGACCCAUCUCCCUUCUUCUCCUUUCAUCUCCUAGCCUGGAUGGCGGGUCGAGUUCAAGUGAUAGUAGCAACGGUCGCGUUCGGAAUGGGCAUCAACAAACCAGAUGUCCGCUUCAUUGGCCACUUGGUCAUGCCUAGCUCUAUUGAGCGGUAUUAUCAUUAUGAGCGAAGAUGAAGAAGCACUCGGAGUCGGACUCGUUUCUAUUAAUUAAUUAAGAGAGCGUAUGUUUAAUUAAGAGAAGGGAAAACAAACAAGAUCCCGAUUUCACUGGUAUAAUCAAGGAUAAUUGCGUGAUCAUCUUCAGGCAGCGAGCUUAUUCCAAGGCUCUAAUCCCAAGAAGUUGGUCGUGCCGGUCGUGAUGGGAAGGGUAGUACCUGCGUCUGCUGGUUCUCCGACCGCGACUAUGAACGAAAUAAACGUCUCAUAA
Molecule: messenger RNA, 2344 nt
Organism: Amoebophrya sp. A25
Lineage: Eukaryota; Dinophyceae; Syndiniales; Amoebophryaceae
Source: the annotation of a GenBank genome assembly